This is a messenger RNA of Eriocheir sinensis (Chinese mitten crab), 1603 nucleotides long. RefSeq names its product DNA-directed RNA polymerase I subunit RPA12-like (gene RpI12). The record is from RefSeq and is a predicted model, not a curated record. Lineage: Eukaryota; Metazoa; Arthropoda; Malacostraca; Decapoda; Varunidae. Gene Ontology annotation, cellular component: RNA polymerase I complex. Gene Ontology annotation, biological process: termination of RNA polymerase I transcription; DNA-templated transcription. The coding region runs from base 312 to 698 and encodes 128 amino acids. Gene Ontology annotation, molecular function: zinc ion binding; nucleic acid binding; DNA-directed RNA polymerase activity. The transcript is spliced from 4 exons.
UGUAAAGACAUAAGAAGUGAUACAAAGCGUUAGAGGGCUACCGAAGAAGAAGAAGUGGCAAAUCAACCUCCUACUCGGCCUUCUUUAUUAUCUUUCGGGUUUCCUGCAGCUACGAGAUUGUCCACCCAUUCCCAACAAGAGAUAUUAGUGCAAGAAAAUAGUGGGAUGCUUAUCGGCCUUAGAAACUCAGGAUUAGUAGAUACAUAGUUUCAAGAAGACGCAGACCACUCAGGGAUCUGCUGGUCACCUCUGCAUUCAACAGUUGAGGGGUAUACAGUAUCUAUCUAAAGCUGAGGAUCAAGCUUGCAGUCAUGGCAGACAAUAUGAGCCUGGAACAAAUGUUCAUAAUGGAACCAGACUUCUGUCCAUCGUGUGGAGCAAUUUUAGCACUGCCAACAAGUGGUCAGGCCAUCAAGUGCAAAGUUUGUGACUUCAGUAUAUCUAUUCAGGUGUUGCUAGGACAAACCACCACCACCACCUACCAGUUUAACCCUUUAGGAGUGUACUCCUCCUCCAAAAAGGUGCCCGAGGGAGAAGAGGAGGAUGAGCAAGGUCAGAGGGAUCCUCACCGAGAGUGCAGUAAGUGUGGCCACAUGGGAAUGUCCUACACCACCAUGCAGCUGCGCUCAGCAGAUGAGGGCCAGACCAUCUUCUACAUGUGUCCAAAGUGCAGACACCGAGAGGUAGAAAACUCAUAACACAAACACGCUGCAUGUGGUACAGGAUCACCACCACCCAGAGUUCCUAGAGGGUGCAGGAGGUCCUGUCGCCUGAAUGUUAUUGGAUCUCCACCCCCAAAACGGUAUCUCCAUUUGAGCAUAGAUUUAAGUCAACAAUACAUAGGUUUCUAUACAGCUAACCCUCAUUUUUACAGAUCUCAAUAUAAUGAAUUUUGUUUAACAAACUUUUGGGGCCAGUCUUGUAUAAGUGGGGAUUAUUGAACAAGUUCAGUAAGUGUGGGGUUCAGUUCGGUGGUGGGCCAGUCAAACUCAUACAUGCACAUUGGUCGGCAGCUGUGGAAACAAAGUCGACCAGGCACUGCACAACUAGUCAAGUUUAAUUAUAAACAGAUAUGGCCAAAUAUAGCUAACUUUCAGCUUAUAACGAACAAAGUUCAUUAAAUGCAAAAAGUUUGGAUCCUGUCAACCCCUUCCCUCAAAAUAGUCUGUUAAAAGUGAGGGUGUACUGUAUUAAUGGUAUUUUAACCUCUUUCACAGAGUGAAAGAUGUAAUGAUAGAGCUUUGAUUAGAGGAGAUGAAGGAAUCAUGUUAAACAAGUACUUUAUUAACAUAACGAGUAACAUUGCAUCCAUCCUCAAAAUAUAGGCCCUAAAAAUUCUAUUAAUUACAUUAAAUUUUCAUCCAACCCCCAUAAUUUCAUUGAUUCCAGAGGAAGCAAAUAUAAUUUUCCUCUAAAAAUGUAUGAUACAAGUAAACAAUAUAUAUGUAAUUACAAGGAAAAUAAUUGUUCAUCACAUUUCUAGUUGAAAAGUGAAAGGCUUUAAGUAAUAGUUUGCAUAAAAAAUAAACUCAUCCAUGUAUUGAAAGUCACAAGAUUGUUGUUCUACUCAUUGUAUCAAAAAUCUCUAUAUAACAGACUUUGA